CUCAGCGCGCCACAUAAACAAAGGCACAUUGCAAUUUCAGCCCAGCGCAUCCUCCUCUCCGUUAGUAACGCCGACACUUUAAAAGUGGAGCUGACAGAACCACGGAGUACUUUUUUCUUCUUAGCUAAGAGGAAAAUCAACCAAAUAAUAUUUUUAAAUGAAAAAUCAUCAACUUUUGCGACUCUAAAUUCAACUUCAAUUCAACCACUAUUUUCAGUUUUUGCCUAAUUCUGUUGGAUAUGCACAAGGAAUUAUUAAGGCUUUAAAAACACAUGUAAAGACGGAACCUCAACAGAAAGCAAACUCCGGUUCGGAAGAGCGCCUGCAGCCCAGGUCUGAGUCCCGGCUACCAGAUACCUCUCCCGCCGCGUGUGCUGAAGCAGCCCCGAACCCCCGACGCGUGCAGCCUCCACCCGUGAAACUGACCACGAUUCAGCGAGCAAAAGGCCAACCAGAUCUAUGGCACUCUGACAAUGAACAAGCGAUCACAGUUAUUGGAACAGCUGCAUUUUGUCCAUCUAAAAUGCACACCUCGAGACAUGCCCUGUGUUCAGGCCCAGUACGGCCCUGCACCUCAUGGGUCCAGCUACUCCGCCCAGUCCUUUGGUUACCAUGGUGACUACACCGCUGACCUCAUGGCAACAGACUACACGAAGUGUGAACUUGGUGGGGGGGAGAUCUCCGCGGCAGCCGCCACCACUUCCCUGCCCAGUUUUAAUGUGUUUGUGGAAGGAGGCUUUGAGCCCAAACCUUCCUGUCUUUAUCAAAUGUCUCAUCAAUGCACCAUAAUCAAGAAGGAGGAGGAGUCUUACCCUCCCAUGGCACCAUCUGAUGAGGCAAUAGCUGGAAGCUCCAUGUACUUUAAGCAGUCACCUCCAUCAACGCCCCCCACGCCACUUCACCCAGGCACACACAGCAGCUCUUUCUUGUGGGAUGAACACAGUCUUCCCCCUGUGCCCCAGACCUGCCUGAUUGAAGGCCCACUGAAGAGUCCCCGCUUCCCUCAUUUCUAUGAGCAGACGGGCCCACCCUCCACCAGCAGCUACGACACUGCCAUAGGCCUUCCACUGCGCCCCGAACGCUCUCCUUCAACCUCGUCUUCAUCUUCACAUGUGCCGCCUAGCCUGGAUACACAUACGCAUACUCACUCACACUCACACGCACACUCUCAAACACACUCACACAUGUACCCCCUGAACAUGGGUAAGCCCAGUGGCCUGGCGUUCCGCUCUCUGGGCAUGGGCCCAUGCCCGCCACUGCUGGGAGAGAGUUUGCCAUCGCCACCCAGUCGCACCAGCUCUGGAGAGGGUACCUGUGCAGUGUGCGGAGACAACGCGGCUUGCCAGCAUUACGGUGUACGUACCUGUGAGGGCUGCAAAGGCUUCUUUAAGAGGACAGUGCAGAAGAAUGCAAAGUAUGUGUGUUUGGCCAGUAAAAACUGCCCUGUGGACAAAAGGAGACGAAAUCGCUGCCAGUACUGCCGCUUCCAGAAGUGUCUCAAUGUAGGCAUGGUGAAAGAAGUGGUACGCACAGACAACCUAAAGGGGAGGAGAGGUCGCCUGCCGUCCAAACCAAAGAGUCCACUGCAGUCUGAGCCCUCACCCCCAUCACCCCCUCUUACCCUGCUCAAUGCACUAGUGCGGGCCUACUCCCAGUCUACACCACGAGAACUAGACUACAGUCAGUUCAGUUCAGUGGAGCCAGAGGGUCUGUCUGAAUCACAGCAGAUCCAGAUGUUCUAUAGAGUGCUAACUGGCUCCAUGGAGGUGACACGCUGCUGGGCUGAACGCUUGCCUGGAUUCUCUGAGCUUCACCAUGAUGACCAGAACCUGCUCAUUGACUCUGCCUUCCUUGAGCUGUUUGUGCUUCGCCUUGCAAACAGGUCAUUGCUGGCAGAAGAGAAGUUUGUGUUUUGUACAGGCCUGGUCCUGCACCGGCUUCAGUGUCUGCGUGGAUUUGGAGAGUGGCUGGACUCCAUCCGUGACUUUAGCGCUCACCUGCAGGGUCUCAACCUAGACCUGCAUGCUUUCUCCUGCUUAUGUGCCCUGGUUCUGCUCACAGAACAAUGUCCUGGUCUGAAGGAGCCCAAGAAAGUGGAGGAACUGCAGUCCAAACUCGUCUGCUGCCUGCGAGACCAUCUGAGCUCAGUUGGUGCUGGAGUUGUGGCUUCAGCUGGAAAGGCUCCACCCCCUGUCGGAGCUGUGCUUGGCUUGAGGGCGGAGCUUCGAUCUCAGCGGACGCAAGGCUUGCAGAGGAUCUUCUACCAUAAGCUUGAGGACCUGGUCCCACCCCCACCACUCAUCGAUAGGUUUCUGGACACCUUGCCCUAUUGAUGACCUCGCCUGCUAUUGCACACCACUAACACGCCCACAAGCUCACUAAGACACGCCCACAGCGGCUAUAAACUCACCCUUUGAGGGACAGAGCUAGUAUCUAAGUGACACUGAACUCAAUAUCCCAUGAGUCCCCCAAAUCCUCACAGGAAACAAUGUGUCUGAGGAGGAAGAAAGCAAACUGAUCAUAUAAGCGCUUUUAAUCUCUGCUCUGCGCCUGAUAGUGUAGAUACGAGAUGGGGUUUGAGCGUGUUUGUAUGACUGGCGUGUAACAUGCAUUGGGAAAGAGAGCAUGGCUGUGACCAAUGCCUAUAGCUCAGUGUAUCAUGUUAGAAGUAUUAUUGGUGCGAGAAUGUGUUUGUGUUUGUGUAAGCAGACCUGACGGCUCCUUUGCAGGCGGUCCAAAAGUUCCACCAUAAUUGACUUUAACCGUUGUUUAUCACUAACAUACACACACAGACACACAAGUGCACACAUACUGUCCUUUCACACAUACACACGGAUCCAAAAAGCCAGCUUCAGAUGCCAGAUUAUGACAUAUAAACUGUUAUUGGCAGAAACGAAGUGGAUGUGUGUGUGAAAACACGUAGGAGUGUCUCUGAGGGAGGCUUUCGGCACACACAGACAGAACGACAGAGUGCAUUAAUGUCCAGAAUCACAGUUGAUCACACCCCAGAAACCUGCAAACAAGUGCAAUUUACUAAGUGCUAUUGUAAAUGAAGAGAGAAAGAGAGUGUGUGUGUGUGUGUGUGCGCGCGCGCGCACGCACUCCAGUCCUAUUUCAAACUCUAAAUUAUUUUAAUACUAAGACUCGCCUUAUAAGGUAAAGGUUUUAAAUUUAGAUGAUUUUAGCCCAGUCUACGCAUUAACUUUUUAAUGACGAAGUUUCACAGGCUUGAAAUUACUAUUUUUUUUAUUAUUAUUAUUAUUAUUAAAAACCAAGGAGUUUAGGGGUAGGAUAACGGACUUAAAUUAUUAGAAGUAGAAUUCAGGCUUCGAGCACUUAAAUUACAGAAAGAGAAGGAUAAGAGAAGGCAGAAGAGUGAUACAGGUGCAGAGGGAGACGACAGGAUGGAUGGAAUGAAACAUUCCGCGUUCAUGCUCAUUUUUGUAUGUUUAUAUAGUCUAGACCAUUUUAUCAAUGGUGGACAUUGCUGCAAAAAUUUAUUUUAUAUGUACAAAACUAAAAAAGGAUUAUAUGCAUGGUUUUCUCCUUCUCUCCUCUGCUUGUAUUUAUUUAGCAAAGACUGCCAGCUCCUCAAGGGCUUGAACACACAUACUGACUGGGCGUUCUCGCUUACUUUAACAUACGGCAGCAGUUUCAACAGAUGAGAAAGUACAAAUCAUAUAUAUAUAUAUAUAUAUAUAUAUAUAUAUAUAUAUAUAUAUAUAUAUAUAUAUAUAUAUAUAUAUAUAUAUAUAUAUAUAUAUACACACACACACACACACACACACACACACACAAUACAAAACUUAUAUUUUGAGGUGUUUUUAUUUGAUAGCUUUUUCAAAUCUUGUGGUACAAGUUGUGCAUUGUUUUUUUUUUUUUUUGUUUUGUUUUUUUUUUUUGGAGAAGAAACAUGAAAAAAAGAAAAAAAAACAUGUUUUUCAAUGUCUCUCUUGGUUUGUUUAGUUUUUUCUCUCUCUCUUUGGUUCACUGGAGGCUCUGUUCAGCACUUUGAAAUCAUAAAAAAAAAAAAGAAAUUCUGA
Myxocyprinus asiaticus (Chinese sucker) is the source of this 4043-nucleotide messenger RNA. Its product is annotated as nuclear receptor subfamily 4 group A member 3-like. The transcript is spliced from 9 exons. Gene Ontology annotation, cellular component: transcription regulator complex; nucleus. Lineage: Eukaryota; Metazoa; Chordata; Actinopteri; Cypriniformes; Catostomidae. Bases 474 to 2333 code for a protein of 619 amino acids. Gene Ontology annotation, molecular function: zinc ion binding; nuclear receptor activity; nuclear glucocorticoid receptor binding. Gene Ontology annotation, biological process: regulation of transcription by RNA polymerase II; cellular response to corticotropin-releasing hormone stimulus. The record is from RefSeq and is a predicted model, not a curated record.